Molecule: messenger RNA, 2611 nt
Organism: Ceratina calcarata
Lineage: Eukaryota; Metazoa; Arthropoda; Insecta; Hymenoptera; Apidae
Product: lachesin-like
Exons: 9
Coding region: 643-1992 (449 amino acids)
Cellular component (GO): neuron projection
Source: RefSeq, a predicted model, not a curated record
GGCGAGCGGCGGCGGGUUGCCUUCGGAGGAGGGGUUGUAGGUGGACGGUAGGUGGGAGAGCAGGAGCAUACUCCGUACACCGAGGAUUUCCAGGUAGCAGACAGUCUACGGCCCGGGACAGAGGGACCAGGACCAGCCUCGCGAAGGAGCGCUUGUCGUGGACCUUCUCUCUUAUUACGUGCCACGCACAGACAAUUCAAUUACCAAGUGUUUCAAGCAUUCGAUGUUUACAAUUUGUGAAAUGAAAAUUUGAUCUCCUUAAUGACUGUUCCACACGUGGCAAUUUUUCUUAAAUCGGUGCUCCUACGAGGUUCGAGAGACGGUUAUUAUCGGUGUGAUCGCUCUUACUAGGAUUGUAAUUCGGAUAUCGGAUUGGAAUCGGACCCGGGAAGAAUCAGUGGUGGACGAGGACAAUGAUCGGAGUCGUUCGGCCGGGCACUGCUCGGAGCACGUGCCUCGCACGCAGAAGGCGCUCCGAGCGGCAUCAACUGCGCUAAUCAAGGACCGAUUCGCGAAACAAAGUGAAUAAACAACGAGAUUUAAACAGAACAUUCACACGCGUGAUCAGCGUCAGGAUCUCCAGUGAGGUUUAACGGCUUCGAUCCCGCGGUCCCUCGUCAGGGGUGAACCGGCGACCAGGAAAUGCCAGCAGUAGCUCGUGCCGUUCACGCUUCGAAGACGAUCUCGAUGAUCGUUUUGUUAACGUCACUCCUGACGUUCAUCGGUUUCGACGGCAUCGGACACGUCAACGGGCACAAUGUUGACCGAUCCACCUUCCAUCAAGACUCAAACAGUAACACGGGGCCAGUGUUCAUCGCUCCAGUUGGGAAUCAAACAGCUGCAAUUGGCCGUGAGGUUGCUUUCUCUUGCAGCGUCCGUAACAUUGGCAAGUACAAGGUUGGCUGGCUACGUGCCUCGGACCAGACGAUUCUCUCGGUACACACGAGGACCGUGACGCACAAUGGACGUAUCGCGGUCUCGUACGAGACCGGCGGAAGUUCCGGGUCCGGCGCGGUGUCCGGUAACGCCUUCGGGGUGACAGGAAGCAGCCAGGCCACGGAGGAAGUCGUCAACGGCACGUGGCGGUUGCACAUUCGUCAGUUAAAGGAGUCGGAUAGGGAUUGUUACAUGUGUCAGAUUAACACCAGUCCGAUGAUAUCCGAGCUCGGGUGCCUGGACAUCCUCGUGCCACCGGAUAUCGUUUACGGUGGUGACACAAGCGCGGACUUGGCAGUUGCGGAGGGCGACAAUGCGACGUUAAGCUGUCGCGCGACGGGGCGGCCAACCCCGAGAGUAUCCUGGCGAAGGGAAGACGGAGAACCUAUUCUCAUAAGGAACUCUUCUGGUGGUGGUAGCCAUUUCCAGAGUCACGAAACGUACAACGGUUCACUGCUGCAAUUCCAUCGUGUCGAGAGGCGACAAAUGGGGGCGUAUCUCUGCAUCGCCAGCAACGACGUGCCGCCCGCCGUUAGCAAGCGGGUGACGCUCGCCGUGAAUUUUGCACCUGUCGUCAAAGUACCUAAUCAGCUUUUGGGGGCGCCUUUCGGCACGGACGUGCAGCUACAGUGCUACGUAGAAGCAUUUCCAAAUACAAUUAAUUACUGGAUAAAGAACCGGCGCGACUCGGAGGACGAGGAAGUCUUGCUCGAAGGAAGCAACCAAUUAUGCAGACUCAAGUAUAGCGUGAGGGAGGAGCGAUCCGGAUACAAAGUUCUGAUGUCGCUGGUAAUCAAAGUAUUCACGAAGCAGGACAUGGGCAGUUACAAAUGCGUGUCGACGAACAGUCUCGGGAAAGCCGAGGGCACUGUACGGCUGUACGAUAUCAAAAUCGAUGGUUACGACAGAACAUCGCGCGCAAAGGACCAUGUAUCAAUCAUCGGUGGUCUGGCCGAAGCAGCGCAAAGUUCGGACGCCGGUUACAAUGGACGUUGGGAGAGAUUGUCACACUUGCCGAUGUGUCUGUUAGUAACAGCGGUACUGUGGUCACGGUGAAGAAGGCCAUCGUCCCUCGUUGGUCACUGCUAAGCCGAGUGCCGGAUAACAUUGUGCCAAAGGACAAGAAACCAAAAGAACGCAUGAAUGUCGUGCGUGUGUGUCGUCCGUGUGAUCGUGUAUGUACGUAAACGUCUGUGAGAGAAUAAUUAUAUUGCUGCGUAACGCGCGCAUAAAGAAUUAAAUUCCGAAUGCUCGCGCGAAUGACACAAGCAACGGCGAACCAAAGAAGAAAAGUAAAUUGCCGAGACGCUCGCGUUCACCGAAUCUUCCUAUUUCCCUUUCCUACUGCCAAAUGUCGAAAAACAAAAAAAAAAAAACAUUUUUAGAUCAAUGGAUGUUGUCAAUGUAUCAAUGCGCCCGUUUAGAUCCGCGAUUCGUUCUUUCCUUUCACUUUUUCUUUUCGUUCGAUGUCGAUCACGAGAUCGAUUUAACGAGAGCCAAACGCCGAAACGAGACUUGGAAACGCUGAUGCAGCUUGGCCCUUCCUAAUAACGCUUGACAAGUCGAUAAUAAUAUUUCACAAUCAUUUUAUCAUUGGUAUCAGCGUUGCGGAUAUUUAGACGUGAUUGCAGGGAACUUAAUGUUUCGAAAUAAAAUUAUGCGAUCGAACGUUGUA